AUGGGAUUCACGUGGACGGUUGCUCUGGAGGACUAUGCAGAUCCAUUUGAUACCAAAGAAGAAGCGGCCGGGGAGCCGGAAAGGGUGAAGAAUGAAGGCUACAUGGAACCGUACGAAGCUCAGAAGUUGCUGGCUGAAGUUCAGAAGAGCGAUUCCGAGGACGGCUCCGCUGUUGCCAAGCCCUUGCACUUGUACGACACUCCGUACGAAGCACACGAGGGUGACACGGAAGCCGAGAGCGAGCACCUGCCGGAUAUCCCGUUUCGCUACUCUUGGCUGCCCGAGGAUGAUGAACGGCCGCCUGAGGAAUACGACCAGCCCUGGGAGUGGAAAAAGGACCGGAUCUCCAGAGUAUUUGCGGUCGAGAUCGAAGGGAUCAAGGAGCUCCCGUGGCCGCCCCCUGUUGGACAGCUUGAUAGCAUGGCGAAUCACCUGGAUGCCGAGGGACCCCCGACCUUUCAGAGCGUCGGGACCAGAUGCCCGCCUGCAGAGAGCCCACCAAGCCUCCAGGACACUGGCACCAGCUUCCCGGACUCCGUGGCACAGUCCACUCCCUCGGAUGUCAGCGGCAAGGGGGUGGUGGAAAGCCAGUCACCGUCCGGCACGGAGAAGAGGAACAGCUUGUGCUGGCUGAGCGUGGAACCUGGAUUGACUUUCGGCGAACGGGUCAACCCCACUUUGCCUCUGGAGAGCCAGGCGUGGUACCACGGGACCCUGAGCCGGGUGGAUGCGGAGGGACUGCUGCGGCUGUGCCGGGAAGCCAGUUACCUGGUGCGGAACAGCGAGAGCAUCCACGAUGCCUUCUCCCUCUCCCUCAAGAGCAGCCAGGGCUUCCUGCACAUGAAACUCUUGCCGACAGAAGAUAACAAGUUCAUCCUGGGCCAGCACAGCCCCCCCUUUGACAACGUCCCUGAGAUCAUCCACCACUACGCCAGCCACAAGCUGCCCAUCCAGGGGGCAGAGCACAUGACCUUGCUCUACCCAGUCAUCACAAGAUCUUCCAGUUGUCUUGCAGCAGAGCAGUGACUUCCAGAGACAGACACAUCUGGGCUAUCGGGUGGCGUUUGAGCACCUGGCAAGGACGGAACAUUCGGGGGCUCCCUGGACUGCCUUUGGGUGCGCGAACUUGAAGUGGUCAGCAGCCAAAACAGCUGGACCAAAAAUGUCGGGCCCUUCUAUCCUUUGCUAUGGGUUUCCGGGAGGAGCUGUACUUUGCAUGUUGUACCCAGUAUGGGGGGUCAGUUAAAGCUGUGGCGUGUUGCGGGCAAAGGUCUCCGUGAGGUCGGAGGGGAUCAGUUCUCAGACUGGAGGGGUUGGAAUUCCAGAUGGCAUCUCAAAGGGUCACGGAAGGCAACCGUUUACCUUUUCCCGAAGUCUCAAAUCGUAUAAGGUAUUCAUUCCGGGCUGGUUCACACAGGCAUGUCAGGUGUUGACUGUAGCACUUGCAGGUAUGUAUGAGGCCUCGCAGGUUGACCUUGGUGAUCAUCUCAAGUCAGGUUCAACCCAAGGCUUCCCAGUGGAGACGGCUUACAUGAAUGGCUGGAAGGCAUCCGUCUGCGAGAGGCUCACACAACAGACACCGUGCGAGCAAACCAGCUCUUGAUCUUCGUUUGGUUGCGCCACUUGCCCUGGAAAUCCUCCAGUUAUGUCUCACAGUUUCCUCCUUGCUCUUGGUCUUGGUUUCUCAUUCUCUGCCGCUCCAGACCUGGCUGGAAGUCUCCUGUAAGCGUCCUCAACUAUCCUCAGAAUUCCCAUCUAGGAUGAAGUCCGGCAGGGGCAGGAUUGCCUUCGCUGCUUCACAACAGCCCUUGGCCGAGGGAAUGAAAUGAGCUGGGAUGUGUCUCAUGACUUCAUUGGCACGUGGUGAUUCCAGGCAGGUUUUCCCCGGGAGUGUGAACAACCCGCGUCGAGCCGUGCGUUCCUGACUCAUCCACCUGCUGAUGCCUGGGGAACUUCAGAGAGGGACCCACACGGAGGAUCCCGCCAGCUCACCCUGCCAGCAGUGAUUCAGUGGAGACGUUAAAAGAUUAAGAUUUAGGGAGCAACAGAAUUACGAUCAAAAAGGAGUGGUUUUGCAUGUACCCGUAUCCCCCUUAUUAUGAGUUUACC
Molecule: messenger RNA, 2109 nt
Organism: Gekko japonicus
Lineage: Eukaryota; Metazoa; Chordata; Lepidosauria; Squamata; Gekkonidae
Gene: SHF
Product: Src homology 2 domain containing F
Exons: 7
Coding region: 1-1026 (341 amino acids)
Molecular function (GO): phosphotyrosine residue binding
Source: RefSeq, a predicted model, not a curated record